Molecule: messenger RNA, 1371 nt
Organism: Coccinella septempunctata (seven-spotted ladybird)
Lineage: Eukaryota; Metazoa; Arthropoda; Insecta; Coleoptera; Coccinellidae
Exons: 1
Coding region: 1-1371 (456 amino acids)
Molecular function (GO): nucleic acid binding
Source: RefSeq, a predicted model, not a curated record
AUGAAAGAAGAACGUGAUACGACAAAGCUAAGAGUCGUAUUCGAUGCAAGCGCAAAGACAAGUACCGGACUCAGCCUAAACGACAUACUUCACACAGGACCUAAACUACAGCAAGAUCUCAUAGAUAUUCUGAUAAGAUGGCGAAAACACAAAAUAGCCAUAACAGCUGACAUCGAGAAAAUGUAUAGGCAGGUGAAAUUGGACAGAGAAAACCAGCCAUUACACUCUAUACUCUGGAGAAACACCAAAGAUGAGCCAAUUCAAACCUACGAAUUAACCACUGUAACCUACGGUACAGCACCAGCAGCUUACCUGGCCAUAAGAACAAUGAGACAACUAGCUACAGAUGAAAAGAAAAACCACCCCCUUGCGGCUGAAAUAGUGCUACGGGAUUUCUACGUGGACGAUCUUCUGAGUGGCGCUGACACUAUUGAAGAAGCACGACAUAUACAAAAGGAAGUAACUGACCUACUCAAAAAGGGAGGAUUCAAUAUAAGAAAGUGGAAAUAUAACGUACUGACCGAAAGCAAAUCCACCGUCACGCUGGACGACAAAAAUGGACCAACCAAGACGCUCGGUAUAACAUGGACUCCCAGAGAAGAUAAUAUUCAGUAUCUAAUAAAACGAAACUCCGAACAUCGGUUAACCAAAAGAAAAAUCUUAUCAGAAAUCGCCACAAUCUUCGAUCCUCUUGGAUUAUUAUCUCCAAUCAUUAUACAGGCGAAACUGUUAAUGCAAGAAAUAUGGAAAACCAACACAUCUUGGGAUGAACCACCACCAGAGCACAUCAGGAACACCUGGAAAAACUUCAGAAACGAGCUUCCAAAAUUAGAAGAAAUUCAAGUUCAACGCUGGAUUCACCUACGACGUGGUCAACCCUUGGAAAUACAUGGAUUCUCAGAUGCAUCCCUGAAAGCAUAUGGCGCUGCAGUAUACAUAAAAACAACAGACACAAAUGGGAACACCCACGUAGGACUCCUGGCUUCCAAAUCAAAAGUAUCACCACUAAAAAAUACAAAGACAAUCCCGCAGUUAGAACUCUGCGCAGCCCUUCUUCUAGCCAAACUCAUCAAACGCUGCGUUACGGCCCUGAAUCACAACAAUUCGAAAAUAUUCACCUGGUCCGACUCUCAAGUAGUAAUAUCAUGGAUAAACGCUGACGCUGGAAAGUGGAAAAUGUUCGUCGCGAACAGAGUUCGAGAAAUCCAUAACCUGCUAGGUCAAGGUCACUGGUACUACGUAAGGUCAGCCGAUAAUCCGGCAGAUUUAAUCUCACGAGGAUUGAGACCCAGCGCGCUUGCAAGCAAUAACCUUUGGUGGAAUGGACCCGAAUGGCUAAAGCAUGGACUGAAAGAAGAAAUCCCACAAUAA